Molecule: messenger RNA, 2124 nt
Organism: Trichoderma virens Gv29-8
Lineage: Eukaryota; Fungi; Ascomycota; Sordariomycetes; Hypocreales; Hypocreaceae
Exons: 6
Coding region: 1-2124 (707 amino acids)
Biological process (GO): transmembrane transport
Cellular component (GO): membrane
Molecular function (GO): transmembrane transporter activity
Source: RefSeq, a predicted model, not a curated record
AUGCCUUCCUAUAUCGACGGCGAGAUGCUGCCGCCGCCAGCAGCAUCAAUCCGUGGCCGCGACCACCACACUUAUGGCGGCAACAAUGCCUUUCACAACUUUUACAACGACUAUUCACACAUUACUGAUCCUAACCUGCGGAGACGCCUGGCCCUGUCCGAGAUUGACAAGGUCCCCUUUGGAUUAUACCAUGUUCGAGCCGUUCUGGUCGCCGGAGCUGGAUUCUUUCUCGACUCCUAUGACAUCUUCGCCAUCAACCUCAUCACUAGCCUUCUUGGAUUGGUCUUUUACAGCGGCGAUACUUCUUUCAACGGCUAUGGAGGCAACAAUGGUGUUCUGCCCGAUCCUGUCAACCAAGCGCUCAAGGCCUCGACCAGCGGCGGUAUUGUGCUAGGAAUGAUAAUCUUUGGCUGGCUUGCCGAUCCCACGAUAAGUGCUGCCGGCCUGCUGGUAUUCUGGCGCGUCAUGAUGGGCAUCGGCAUUGGUGGCGAUUACCCCCUUUCUUCGGUCAUCACAUCAGAGUUUGCGCCGACACGCUGGCGUGGGGCCAUGAUGGCUGCUGUCUUCUCUAUGCAGGGCCUGGGUCAGCUUUUAGCCGCGAUUGUUGCGCUUAUCACUACAGUGGCGUUCAAGAAACAUUAUAUCGACAUCUCGGCAGAAGGGGCCUGCGAUUUGGCAUGCAGGGAGGCCGCUGAUCGCUCGUGGCGAAUCGUUGUUGGCGUUGGUGCCAUCCCUGCGUGCCUCGCCCUGUACUACCGCAUUACUAUCCCUGAGACACCUCGCUACACCUUUGAUAUACAAAACGACAUUGAAAAGGCCGAUGCCGAUAUCCGAGCAUACGUGUCGAGCCGGUCAAAGGGCGAAUAUGGCAUGAAGCGAUCCCGCUCGGGGACCAUGACCACCGAACAGCCACUCGACGUACCCGCGGCUUCAUGGCCUGAUGUGAUGAGCUAUUUUGGCCAGUGGAAAAACUUCAAGGUGCUCAUUGGCACAACCAUGUCGUGGUUCUUCCUGGAUCUCGCAUUUUAUGGUCUAGGCUUGAACAAUACCAUGGUCCUUAGCGCCAUCGGCUAUGCCAGCGGAAAAACACUAUAUCACAAAUUGUACAAUCAGGCCGUUGGAAUGAUUAUACUCGCGUGUGCCGGCUCCAUUCCUGGCUACUGGGCUGCCGUCUUCACAAUCGACAGUGUCGGCCGCAAGCCCCUUCAGUUCACUGGGUUUCUUCUGCUCACCGUCAUCUUCUGUAUCCUCGGCUUCUACUUCCACCACUUGACCGAAACUGCCAUGCUCGUCCUCUACAUUGUUGCGCAGUUUCUAUUCAACUUCGGCCCCAACACUACCACCUUUAUCAUUCCUGGAGAAUGUUAUCCCACACGAUAUAGAUCGACCGGCCACGGCCUCUCUGCGGCCGCAGGCAAGAUUGGCGCCAUCAUCGCACAGGUCAUUAGUAUUCCGAUUCUGAGAAAGGACUCCCCUCUCAACUGCUCAGGGAACGCAUGCUCGCCACACCUGAACCGCCUUUUACAACUAUUUGCUCUUUUUAUGCUUCUGGGCACGCUAGUAUCGCUUUUGGUCCCAGAGACAAAGGGAAUGACCCUGGAAGAGCUGUCGGGCGAGACUCGCACCAGCUACAACGCUGGAUGCAACGGCAGUAUCAACAUUACUUCACCUCGACUACGGCCCUGGAAUCCGUUCACUGGCGGCCGGCCUGCUGGGUUUUUCUAUCCGCGGGCACAUGGAAGUUCCUUUGGCAACGGCCGACGUUCCCCUCGAGUUGGUAUCAUGGAGUCUCCCGAGAUAUUCGCCCAACACGACCCAUCUGAACAGAAGACGCGCUUCUGGCGAAGACGAAACCGAAAGUCUCAGGCUCGAAGCGAUAGAACAGACGAGAUUGCCCUCAGCCGCCGCCCAAGCAGCUUUCACGAAAAUGCCGGGUCGGACGAGAUUACGCUGACGGACGGCUUCCUAGUACCGGGAGGGGCGGGCUCGUCACGGUUCCGGCCACAGUACGGGCAAGAGUUGCCGAGUUGGGGAGCAGGCUGGGGCAGAAUAGACAGGGGAGGGCCUCCUCCUCUGACGACAUCCAUGCAGCUGCAGGAUGUCGGUUCACUUUUGAAAGACUGA